AUGCCACCCAAGAACAAGGCCACCCCAGAACCUCUCCCCGAGCCACUCAAGAUCAGGAUCAUUCGGGCAGUGGUUGAUACUGCACCUUCCCAUGAAGAAGCCUCAAACCGCUCGACUCCGGCUCCUUCAGCCCACCAGGAGAAGAGACAACGUAAUGAUGGAAGGGAGGAGUAUGUUGAUGCAGGAGACGAGCACGAGAAGCUCAAAGAAAUCCCGGAAGUGACAUCUCCCACAUCAUGCCACGUCUUGAGAACGCGCUGA
Coprinopsis cinerea okayama7#130 is the source of this 261-nucleotide messenger RNA. RefSeq lists its product as hypothetical. The transcript is spliced from 3 exons. The coding region runs from base 1 to 261 and encodes 86 amino acids. The record is from RefSeq and is a predicted model, not a curated record. Lineage: Eukaryota; Fungi; Basidiomycota; Agaricomycetes; Agaricales; Psathyrellaceae.